Folsomia candida is the source of this 1382-nucleotide messenger RNA. Its product is annotated as peroxisomal (S)-2-hydroxy-acid oxidase GLO3. The transcript has 12 exons. Bases 197 to 1294 code for a protein of 365 amino acids. Gene Ontology annotation, molecular function: FMN binding; oxidoreductase activity. The record is from RefSeq and is a predicted model, not a curated record. Lineage: Eukaryota; Metazoa; Arthropoda; Collembola; Entomobryomorpha; Isotomidae.
UUAUGUAUUAAUGUAUGUGUUACCAUUUACUCGCGUAUAUGUACUAGCUUAUCAGCUUGUAUACAGUCAAAGUCAUUUACAUAUCUAGAUCUUACUGGACGUAUUAGUUACAUCACAUCUUCAUCUAUUUAAAGCGACUCCAACUGUUAAUAUCGUUAAAAUAUUAAUUACAUAAAAUUCGACAUACUCAACCUUCAUGGAUAAACUCGUUUGCGUUCCCGACUUUGAAAAAGAAGCCCACAAGUUGCUGGAUAAUAACUCGUUGCAAUACUACAAAAGUGGUGCAGAUGAUGAAAUAACCCUGCAGGAGAACAAGAACGCUUUUAAAAGAUGGCUAAUAAAACCACGAAUGCUCCGAGAUGUAUCCAAUCGAACAACAAAGACCAUGGUUUUGGGAAAGCCCGUGGCUUUCCCUCUGGGCCUUUCACCCACGGCCAUGCAACGCUUAGCUCAUCCAAACGGAGAAUGUGCAAAUGCCCAAGCUGCAGCUUCAAUGGGUACCAUAUUCAUUUUGUCAACUAUUGCCACGAGUAGCAUUGAGGAAGUCGCUGGAGCAGCUCCGAAUGGGAGAAAAUGGUAUCAGCUAUACGUCUACAAGGAUAGAAGCCUCAGUCUCAGCAUGAUCCAGCGAGCAGAGAAAUGUGGAUUCGAAGCUAUCGUUCUUACGGUUGAUGCACCUUACUUCGGAAAGCGCAGGUCAAAUAUCAGGGACGCAUUCAAGUUACCACCAAAUUUGAGAUUGGCUAAUUUUCAAGAAAGCUCUAAGCAUUCGGAUGCAAUGUCUGGUAAGAUAGGAUCUGCUUUUGCAUACCACGACACCCUUCUUGACCAAAGCUUAACCUGGAAGGAUGUCAAAUGGCUGAAAAGUGUGACCAAGCUACCUAUAAUUGUGAAAGGGAUCAUGACUUCAGAGGAUGCAGAGUUGGCAUGCUCUUUUGGUGUAGCCGGAGUUUUUGUGUCGAACCAUGGUGCACGACAAAUCGACACCGUUAAUCCUACAAUUGACGUGCUACCUGAAAUCGUGAAACAAGUGAAAGGACGAUGCGAGAUUUAUCUGGAUGGUGGUGUCACGACUGGAGGGGAUGUUUUUAAAGCAAUAGCAUUGGGUGCCAACAUGGUUUUCGCAGGACGCCCAUUCCUGUGGGGUUUGACAGUGGGUGGAGAAGCUGGAGCUCAAAAAAUUUUGCAGAUAUUCAAAGACGAGUUGGACUUGAUGAUGGCAUUGACUGGUGUCUCAUCAAUGAGUGAGCUGACUUCAGACUUUGUCACAAAAGACUGGAAGUCUCACCUGUAGCAAGUUCCAAUGCGACAUCAUACCUAAUCCCAAGUUAUGCAAGUGAAUGUUGAAUUUCUAUAAUAAACUUUACAAAUUCGGCAAGAGA